AGGCUUGCGUUUGUCAAAACGGCGGGAGUAAAGUGACAAAACAAAAUUCGCAACCGCCCCAGAUAUCCCAAUCCAACCCGGUGUCCAUCCAAGGAAGAAGCCAGAAGCAAACACAAGUGAGAGGGCGACAGCGUGACAGCGGCAGCAACGCACAGGUGCACACGCCCUUUCCUCGUCAAACCUCACCACGUGAACCUCUACACAAAAGUUGAGGGCUGGCUGCGCCAGAGGUGAAGCUUCAUACGGACCAGUAAUUCGUUUCACAAACCAAGGAGGAGCAGAGUAAAACAUGUCGGAAGAAGCAGAUCCAAAAAUAGAGUCCAGUGGUAUGCAGGCACUUGAGAGUGAUGAGAACUGUUCCGAUUCCUUGCUCGGAGCUGCAGGGGAAGAGAUGGCGGCCGAGGACGCCAACCAAGAAAGCGAGUUAGACGACGAUUUUGUCUCGAAGAUCGCCAAGCAGCUUGUGAGUGACGCCCCGAAUGACAGGGACAACCUCGCAUCCAUCGGUGUCAGCGUCGAGGAGGAGGCAAUGGAAAUUGGCAAAGGACAGAUACAAGAUCCCGAUGUAGCACAAGCUCCCAUUCCUGAAGCAGAAGAGCACCAGACCUCGCAGAGACAGUGCACUCCUCGAACAGUUCUUCAGAGGGGAGCUGUGGAAACACAAGCCCUGCCCGGAGCAUACCCAGUGUACAGCAGCCUACAUCUAGACACCCCACACAAUGACAAUCAUGAACAAAAUGAGCGGUCGUGGGCCGAGGAUACGUCACUUGCACCACCUCAAUCUCAAGGUACUAGUGACAUGACAAUUAGUCGAACUCCUUUGCAAGGAUUUGUGGUCGCGCCGGCAAGAUCUGGUCACAACGAGCGUGAUGUAGCUGCAUUAGAGGAGGGACAGCAGGUUGAAGCCAGACCUGGGGAAGCACAGCAAGCAUCCCGUUUCCAACCCCCUUUGAUUGAAGGAGUAGUAGAGCCAUCCCAAACGUUCAGCUGGAAAAAAGCCCUUAUGGCUGCAGGAAGCUUGUGUAUGGUGGGUAUUAUUGUGGUUUUGGCUUUGGGUUUGGCAGGUACAUUUGAUUCCAAACAGGAGAUCCCGAUGGAGAUGGCACCCUCAUCGGACAAACCUAAGCAAUCGGUUCUCCAAAGAGUGAAAGAGCGUGGCUAUCUAAAAUGUGCCAUUGUAUACUUCCAUGACGCUUUGAAUGGCUUCAACAUGGAUUUGUGCAAGGCAGUUGCCGAAGCCAUUCUAGGUGAUUCAGCCCAAGUGAAUCAUGAGGGCGCCGCAUCCAAUGACACAGUGUUUCUACAAGUCAGCGACGGAAUAUUUGACAUUAUAGUCAGAGGCAUUACACACAAGAUGCAACGACAAGUGGCGGGGCCAACAGGUGGAAUCGGACUGUCAUUUUCAACACCCUAUCUCUAUGAUUGUAUGAGGUUAGUAGGGGAUCCUUUCUAUCUCAAGUGCGCAGAAGAUGGGUUUCAGCAUCUUGGAAACUGUAGUGAUAUCAGGAUCUGCGUCUGGGGUGACACAUCACAUUCAAGAGUUCUGGGAAAAAAUAUUCCUAACAAGUUCAUUGUUCCAAAGAGAGCCAUGGCAGCUAUUCACGGUGGCCUAGCGGAUGGUAGCUGCAAUGUUGCUGCAUUUGAAGGCAUUUUCGUUCUUGAGGAGUAUGCCCGUGAAGCUGGAUAUGUAGGUGACUAUGAGAUUGGCACUCAAUGCUUUUCAAAGGAGCCCCUUGCCCUGGUGAUGGGGCAAAGUGAUCCCGAAUUCACUGCUUUUGCCAACAGUGUCCUACAAGCAUUAUUUGCAGCUGAACAGCACAACAUCACACAAGCAGAAGCUGACCUGAUGCCUCAGACAAGUGUGUUCGGGGAACAGUAUGAGGACAUGUUUCGUUGGGCUAUUCGAGCUGCAGGCAACUUUGGUGAGAUCUAUGAACGACACUUUGCUUUGACCCUUCCCCGUGGCAGUCUGAAUUCCAUCAACAAUGGUGCGUCUGGCUUGCUCUAUUCACAUCCCUUUGGCAUCAUAGACUACCAGAGGGAUCAAAGCACUUUUGGAACCACAAUGGCUGCUAUCCUUGACAGAGGAGUGGUGCACUGUGGAGUGAGGUAUUCUCGUCCAGGAUUUGCAACAACGACGAAGGAGAAGAAUGCACCACUGGGGGUGGAUGUGGACUAUUGCCGUGCCAUUGCAGCUGGCUUGUUCAGUGGUCCAAAUCGCGUUGUACUUGUUGAGUUGACUAAUUCCACUGAUGCCUUUGCCAAACUUGCCAGUGGUGAGGUGGAUGUUGUCGCUGGUGCUACAUGGAAACUGGAAAACGUUCGGGACCCUAAGACUGGAGUUGUGUACUCCUUUUCCAAACCAUACUUUUAUGGGUCAGGUGGUGAUGUGCAAGAAGAAAACUACUGCCUUGCUACAGUUGGUGAUGACCAUGAUUGGUCCGCAUUUGUUUACUGGAUUGUGGAGGCAAUCACAUUUGCAGAAGAGGAAGGCAUAAACAGUACAACAUCAGUCCGAAUGCCAGAGGUCCUCCUCUAUGGACCCUCCAUGAAGCGAAUGUUCCGCGAUGCCAUUCUUGCAGUUGGCAGUUAUGCAGAGAUAUAUGAGAGAAACCUUCAGACCUUGAUCCCCCGAGAUGGACGAAACAUGUUGAAUCCAGGCUUGAAUGGACCUCAGCACUAUGUGCUCCCUGGAAUCAUCUGAGAUAGCCGAAGUGGUAGUGGCCUAACAGGAGCACAAGCUGCAAUUUGCUCAGUAUCGCGGAGAAAACGUUUUAGCCUGCUCCAGUUGGAAUUAUAGUGAAGUGUUCUUUUGAGUUUGAGGCUCCCUUUGAAGAUGACAGCUAGACACCCAAGAGGUGGUCGGGACGUCCGCAAUACGUGCCAUUCUUCCUAGUGUUGGUACUCUGCUCAGAAGUGGUGCCUUGUCGGAGAUUCCUCUCUUCAACCACAGAUAUUGAAUCUCUUGCCUCGAUUCGCCUGUGCUUGUCAUCUUGAUGUUCUCACAUUCUCUGGAGUGAACAACGUUCUAGUAUCGACCUGACGAAUCCCCACUUUGUUGUGCUAGUGGUGCAUCGAAACGUAGCUGUCUCUCUGCUUCAGGAAUACGUCUUGCUCGUCUCAUCCAAGCUGAACGUAACAAUCGUCGGGGAUCCGAUGCGGAAGAGUCGAUCUUUCUCAGAUCCCUGCCCCUUGUCCUCUUUGAAUGUCAUCGUUUUUCCGGUCCUCUAAGCUCUUCUGUUCGUGUCGGCAGUGAGCAAUCCUCUUCAUGUUUCCGUGGUCGUGUGCCAUUCAGAACGUAUUGAUAGCAGAUGAGUGUCGCGAGAGGCAUCACAAUCUUUCUUCGAAAGCGCGAUGCCGGCUCAGCUCCUUCGUCCAGGACAAGUGAACGUACUCCACAGCUAGUUUCAGUGUGUCGAGACUGAUUGAACAACCCAAGGCCUGGGCGAGUGGCUGAGGGGGGGGCUGAUCACACAGGCUCUGCAAUGACGCCCGGUUUUUAUCGUGCGUCCACCAGGCGCCAGUAGCCGUGUGCCUCCACUGAACAUUCGUUUACUCCUUGAUUCCCGGCUUAGAAUGGUUGAUUCAUCGAAGCCAAUCCAUCGUUCGUGCAUGGUGCUAUUUCACAGGAGGACUUGCCGUUGGAAUACCAAUAACGCACUCUACAAUGAGCAGGAGACGACUUGAAACAGACGAUCUCACCAGACCCCAGGCGACCCCUCUAUAGCUAGUGGUUUCUUGUUUACUCAGGGGGUUUAGAGUAAGUGGUUUCUUGUUUCAGCGCUUGAAGCUAGCGUUGGUUCCAAGAUAAGUCAAUUUGAUUCGACGUGCCCCGGUUGGAUCCGGGAAGCCUCUCCAAGAGCAUAAUACAUCCUGUGGCUUCAUCAAACAUAGGUCUGCGUGCUGCCCUAGUCUUGGACGCUAGUAGCGCAACCCGGCAAGCAGACAAAGGCAAUGUGUGUGAUAUCGGUAGCCUGUUUUCGGUCUGUAACAUCACGUUUGCCGGGUUAACCCUGGGUGUGCGGUCUUGCCCGGUCGCAUCGGGCCUUCGUUUUGUUAGUAACAAGAAAUCUCCACACGUAUUUGCGAGUUGGCGCCUUGAAUCGUUUUGGCAAACUUGUCCAGGUCUGGUUGGACAUUCGUCGAUUGAAAAUUCUCGAAACGUACUUUGCGGACAGAAAAGUAUCCGGAAACAAUGAGGAUGUCCUUGAUGUUGGUCAGCGUAAGGGUAUUAGCCACAUUGAUGGAUUCAGCUUUGUCUGCAAUGAGUGCAGCUAGCCCAAUAAAAGGAAGGUGCCGGUGUUGAAAGCGCUGAUGUUGAAGGUGCUGGUGUCGCUGCUCCGUCCUUGCCUCCACCAGAAAUCACUGUUGGAAAUGAGAUGGACGUUGUUGACUCUCCAGCAAGCAAUUUUAGGGGAAUGAGUGGAUUUCCAGAAUCGCCACAGAAUCUCCACCGAUCAAACUCGAAUACAACAGCAUUGGGGCAAAGUGAUUCUGCACCUGGCGUGUUUGAGGAUGCUCCAUCUGAGUCUGAGCCCGGAACAACCGGAAGGUGCUUCUACGACCACUGAAGGCACUCCAGAAUCUGAGCCUGCCGCCACUGAGGGCACUUCAGAGUCUGUGAGUGCUCACAUCUGAAGGUGCUCCAUCUGAGUUGGAGCCUGUCACAACCGAGGAUAAUUCUGCCACAACAGAAAAUUCUUGACUUCAUCAGAACCUGAGCCCGAGCUUGAAACAAAUGAGGGUGAUCCAUCUAGUUUGGUACUCCUGUGAAUUUUCCUUCGUCAGAGUCAGAGCUUGUCCUAGCUAGCUGACGGAGUUCCAUCAGAUGCGGUUCCAUCAGAUGCGGAGCCUGGCUACGUAGCCUGAGCGAAGUGGAACUUCUUAAUAUGAAUGGGGAGUUACUAUGGAUUAGAGAGAGCUAAGAUGAGGAUGGGGACAGAGCUCGAGGGGAGGGCACGAUGCAUGAACACAAGGCAAGCAAUCAAGUGCGCAAGCAGGGCAACAUGGAAACCAAGGAAAGGGGUGAAGGCAGGAGGGCAGGGAGGAGCAAAGGAGCAAGACUAGCCGAAGAGAUCAAGGGCACCACAGUCAUCCCAACUUCUUUGGUCAACCCUGCUAUCUAGCUAGCCUGUUGCCAUGUUGCCAUUGAGACCAUUGAGAUUGAUUCAUGAAUCGAAUCAUUCAUGGCUGGCUUCCGUAGAUAAGCUACAGUACCUAGUACUAGCUACUACUAGCUAGCUAGUACAGCUAGACUACUCUAACCCCCCCCCUUCUCUCUUCAAGAAACAAGAAGAAAACAAAAGUGCCUGCGCCGUU
Seminavis robusta is the source of this 5319-nucleotide messenger RNA. NCBI's taxonomy places the organism in Eukaryota, Bacillariophyta, Bacillariophyceae, Naviculales, Naviculaceae. The record is from the annotation of a GenBank genome assembly.